Molecule: messenger RNA, 3297 nt
Organism: Armigeres subalbatus
Lineage: Eukaryota; Metazoa; Arthropoda; Insecta; Diptera; Culicidae
Exons: 1
Coding region: 1-3297 (1098 amino acids)
Molecular function (GO): zinc ion binding; nucleic acid binding
Source: RefSeq, a predicted model, not a curated record
AUGGGCGAGCUGAAGACGCUCGUACAUCUUCGUGGCCAAGCGAAGGCCAAAGUGACAAGGAUCCGGAGAACCAUCGAAGAAAUUUCGAAAGCUGGCAUUGUUCAAUUAACAUUGUCCCAACUGAAAGUGUAUUCAAAAAAUCUGGAUGCUCACUUCCAAGAAUAUUUGAGUUUCCACUACCAAAUCACCGCUCUAUUGCCAGCGGAGAAAUUGGAUGACAACGAUGAAAUGUAUCUGCAGUUCGAGACCCAUCAUACCGAAACCGCAAUGCUAGUGGAAGCAUUAAUCCAGGAUGCUACCCCGCCACCUACCCCCGCAGUCGUACCCGCUACCGUGCCCGGUGUCCCACAUGCACAAGUAGUCGUGCAGCAGCAACCGCUACCGGUCCCAAUCCCCUCGUUUGAUGGGAAACCGGAGAACUGGCCGAGAUUCCAGCAAGUGUUUAUGGAUAUAAUGUCAAGGUCCAAGGAUUCUGACGCCAUCAAGCUACAUCAUCUUGAGAAAGCUCUAGCAAGUGGUUCUGCCUCCAAGAUCAUCGACCCGAGAACACUCAGCGAAGGUAAUUUUGCACAUGCUUGGGAUCUACUGCUCGACGUUUAUGAAGAUGAAAGAAAGGCGGUAGACUCCCACAUCCACGGUCUGCUGAGCUUGAAGCGGAUGCAAGGAGAGUGUUCCAAACAAAUGAGAAGCCUACUGAACGAGACAAUCCGCCACGUUGAAGGUUUGAAGCUGCUAGGACAGGAUCUGGAAGGAGUUUCCGAGAGAUUUGUCGUCGUUGUCCUAUCUGAUGCCUUUGACCCCGAGACCAGGAAGCAGUGGGAAGCCACCAUUCCCCAUAAGGAGAUACCGACGUAUGAAGACACCGUUAAGUUUUUGAAGGAGCGCUGCUCACUAUUGGAGCGUUGUGAAGCCAGUCGUCCAAAAUCGUCAACCAAGGAAUCCAGCCAGAAACCAACCUCGAAGCCAACGCCGAUGAAGUCGUUCGCUGUGGCUGCACCCGUAGCCAACAGUGACGCGAAAUGUGAGAUCUGCGAUGCGAAUCAUCCCAACUUUAAGUGCGACAGGUUUGUGUCUUUAACGGUACCCCAACGAAGAGUUAAGGUAAGAGAACUUAACCUUUGUUUUAAUUGCUUGAGGAAAGGUCACCUAUCCUCAAAAUGCCCUUCGACUAAAUCAUGCCAGGAGUGCCAGGGUAGGCACAAUACGUUACUCCAUGAGCCCAAAACUACAAGGCACGUUCCAAAACCCGUUGAUAGUCCAAAUCCCCAACCAGAAAUACCCCAAGUCGCUUGUUCCAAGGUGCCUCCCUCAGGAAGUAUUUCAUCUUUGUCCAAUUCCGUCCAUAAGGUACCACGAUCAGAUGGUACGCUAUUGCUUACGGCCAUGGUUGAUGUAUUAGACAAAUCUGGAAAUUAUCACCCUUGCCGUGCAUUCCUUGAUUGUGGUUCCCAGCCACAUUUGGUUUCCAGUUCACUUGUUGAGAGUUUGGGAAUCGAUCAGGUAUCUACCCACGUUGAAGUUGUAGGAGCAACCGGUAAAGGAUCGGUGCUUAACAGAAAGGCUACGCUCUCUUUUCGUUCCCGUUGUACGGAUUAUCAGGCAAGAAUUGAAUGUUUGGUCACCGAUGUGGUGACAGGUCCCCUUCCCGGUCGUAGAUUGGAUCCACGAUAUUGGAAUAUUCCCUCCGGCAUAUCCCUUGCCGAUCCGACCUUCUGUGUCCCAGGAGACGUUCAACUACUAAUUGGAAUCAAAUUGUUCUUCCAUCUGAUGCUCCCCGGACAGUUGGUACUUGGCAGUAAUCUACCUAUUCUCAAGGAAACCCUCCUAGGGUGGGUUGUUGCAGGCGGAGCUGAUGAUGCUAGUGAGAAUCAACAUUGCUAUACUGCCAGUCUACGUCCGCUGACAAAGUGCAUAGAGAAGUUUUGGUCUGUGGAAUCGAUUGAGGCUCAUGAUCCCGCAUCUAAGGAAGAGCAAGUUUGUGAACAGAUUUAUAGUUCAACUACCGUUAGAAACCCAGAUGGUCUGUACACUGUUCAUUUACCAUUGACCGAAUCUAUAAGUAAGUUGAGCAGUAAUCGAUCUUUGGCUCUGAAGCGUUUCCACAUUCUUGAGCAGCGCCUAAUCAAGAAUGCUGAAUUGAAGAUGGCUUACGUUGAUUUCAUUAAUGAGUAUAAGAUACUGUCUCAUUGUAAAAUUGUAUCAGAGUCCGAUGAUACACCAGAGAAGUUGGUCCAUUAUUUACCCCAUCACGCAGUAUUGAAACCAAGCAGUUCCACUACCCGUCUGAGGGUUGUUUUCGAUGCCUCAGCAAGAACAUCUGGUCCUUCGCUGAACGAAGUCUUGAUGACUGGUCCUACUGUUCAAGAUGAUAUUUUUGCCAUUGUCCUUAGAUUUCGAAAGCAUCGUUUUGCGAUCACGGCUGACAUUUCAAAAAUGUACAGGAGAAUCCGUGUCGAUGAAGUUCACUCCGGCCUCCAGCGCAUAUUCUGGAGAGAAAAUCCUUCUCAUCCGCUUCAAAUAUUAGAACUAACAACUGUCACCUAUGGGACAUCCAGCGCCCCUUUCUUGGCCACUCGAACAUUGUUGCAGUUAGCCCGCGAUGAGUACCAGCGUUUUCCAACAGCGUCUAAGGUGGUAGAAGAGGACGUCUAUGUAGAUGAUGUGGUAUCAGGAGCUGAUACGAUUGAGCAAGCCAUGCAACUUGUUUCUGAUUUGACAAGUCUGUUGAAUUCCGGUGGAUUUCCAGUCCAUAAAUGGUGUGCGAAUGAUACAGCCAUUCUUGAAACCGUUCCCGAAACCGACCGUGAGAAAUAUUUGGAAUUCGAAAACUCUGACAUCAAUAAGGUUAUCAAGACCCUAGGCCUACUGUGGGAUCCUGCAGAAGAUAAUUUUCGUUUUCAUUGUCAAUUGAACUUCCAACCAUUGGCGAGGCCAACUAAGCGCAUCGUCCUCUCCGAAAUAGCACGAUUGUUUGACCCGUUGGGAUUAGUUGCUCCGGUGAUAGUUUUGGCCAAGGAGAUAAUGCAACUUUUGUGGAAGGAUGGAGUGGGAUGGGAUGAUGCUUUGGAAGGUGACAUUCUGCAGGCUUGGAUUACGUUCAGAGAGUCUUUAAAAUUUGUGGAUUCUAUCAAAAUACCACGCUUCGUUGGAUUACCGAACAUCGAAUUCUAUGAAAUACACGGAUUUGCUGACGCUUCGAAUCGUGCUUACGGAGCUGUUGUUUACCUGAGAGCAGUUUCCGGUACAGAUGUUAAGAUUUUACUACUACUACACAAUAGUCAAGAAUUGCUCCCCUAA